AGAAGCUUCAGACCUUGUUCACCCUCGUUGUCAUCUGUGGCAUCCAAACCCCUCACCGCUCAGCAUUGGCAUCAUUUUGCUGCCAGCUAUUCCAAGUCUUAAAGCAGUGCAGUAAAGAGUUCUGUACAGAGAAGAACCACGGCAGUUUAGGGCCAAAUGGAUUCUGCUCCUUUCAGCAAUAACUUCACCAAUGCGACCUGUGAUGUGUACAUACACUUCAAGGCAGCGAAAAUAAUCUUCACUUUGUUUUACGUCAUUGUUUUCAUGGUUGGCUUAUCAGGAAACAUAUUAGCCCUGUAUAUAACUAUCCAGAAACAUCCAAAGAUCAACUCGACCACGCUUUAUUUAAUCCACCUUGCAGUCUCCGAUGCCCUGUUUACACUCGCUCUACCAUCUCGGAUUGUCUACAUAGUCCGAGGGUUUGACUGGCCUCUGGGCGAGGGGCCAUGCCGGAUUUUUGCAGUUCUCUUCUACAUCAAUACAUACGCCAGCAUCAAUUUCAUGACGUGGUUGAGCAUUGACCGCUACAUUGCCAUGGUGCACCCUCUUCGGUUUGCCAGGUUCCGCAAGGUCCAAAAUGUCAAGUAUAUCUGUGCCACCGUCUGGGUGUUCGUCUUCCUCCAGACUUCUCCCCUGCUCUUCAUCUCGAUGACAAAAGAGAACAAAGGCUUGAUAACCUGCAUGGAGUACCCAAACUUUGAACGCAAUCCCAACCUGCCCAAGAUACUGCUCGGUGCCUGUCUCCUGGGCUACUGCCUGCCAGUGGCGAUCAUUAUCUUCUGCUACUUUCGAGUCAACGUGAAACUCUGCAGGAUUGCGAGGGAGAACCCUUUGACUGAGAAGCUAGGUAGGAACAAGAAAGCUAUCACCGUGAUUCUGAUAGUUCUGUUGGCACUCCUGGUCUGCUUUACACCGUAUCACAUCACCAUCAUCCAGUACAUGAUCAGAAAGCUGCUGUCACCACAGAAUUGCUGGCAACAGCAGGCCUUCAAAACAAGCCUGCAGGUCUCUGUUUGCUUCAUGAACCUCAACUGCUGCAUCGAUCCACUCAUCUACUUCUUUGCAUUCAAGGGCUACAAGAAGAAGGUUCUGGAAAUAAUAAGACGCCACAUUACGCUGCCUGCAUUCUCAUCCUCCAAGACCAUCUCGGAGAACAACAGCACUCAUGCCACCGUGAGUCAGAUCCAAGGCUCGGGAUCGGGAUCUGCAAACUGACAUUUGCCCAGAGUUAACCCCCAGAAUAUCACCCCUGGGUCAAGGGUGGCAAAGCCGACACUGUAGCUCACUCCUCUCCGGGUGCAUGGACAGGCAUCUCAGGACACCUUGCUUCACGCGAUGAAAGAUGAGACUGAAUGUAUUAUUCUUCCCCUCAAAUCUUGGGUGCAUGUCAUCCCACAGACUCCUAACCCCCUCCCUCCCAUGCACUCUGCUGAAAGGUUCAGUGGGAAGGAGAUGUCCUGAGUCAGGAGGUUGAAUCUCUACUCCUGUAGUCCAAACACAAACUUAGGUUUAGGGGCAGUGCCAAGGGAAGGCCACAAGGGAGAAUCACACUGCUGGUGUCAGGAGGCCAGAACUGAGGAGAACAAUACUGAAAGAGUACUUCAGUGCAGAAGGGGGAGUACUGAGGGUAUGUCAGGCUGAUGGAGGGACCAUACCGAGGGAAUAACACUCUACGGGAGGGGUGCUACGAGAGAGAAUCACAAUGUAGGAUGGGCAGUCCUGAGGGCAUGUCACACUGUGGGAAGUUUAGUUCUGAGGGAGUUCUACACUGUGGGAGGGGUGGUACUGAGUGAGCCUCACUCUGUGGGAGGGGCAAUACUGAGGGAACACCACACCACGAGAGGGGCGGUACUGUGGGAAUGGUGGGAUUGAAUGAGUGUUACACUAUGGAGGGAGAGUACUGAGGGAGUGUUACACUGUGGGGUGUGAGUAGUACUGAGGGAGUGUUGCACUGUGGAUGGGGUAAUACUGAGGAAGUGUCAAUUGUGGUUUCUAGGAUUUCUGACAGCUCCUCACACUGGUUCUGUUCUGAGACCUCACGCAGCCAUUCCUCCUGGUUACCAUAAAUUUGUCAGUGUUGGAUUUAAGAUCACCAGAUGAUCGGAGGUGUUUUCUGAAUCUCUGACUGCAGAAGUGUUACUGAAGUUAUCCCAGGCAGCCCAGCUCCCAGAUACAUACAGUUAGUGAAUCCUCUCUCCAGACUUCAGUGUGGGCCCUUAGAGUAAACCCUUCCCACCAUGGUAUCAGCCUUCACCUCCCAUUGGUAAAACAUGAUGGACUGACUUGUGUAUUUAAUUGUCAAUGUCUGUUCUCCCUGUGUGCAGUAUUUUGUUGCUAUUGCUGUGUUACUGAUUAAUAGAACAUCUGUUGCUCAUUUUUAUCUUAAAUAUGUGUAUUGAAGGCUGUGUCUCAUGUAAGAAGUAGUGGAAAUUUUAGUAGAUUGA
Molecule: messenger RNA, 2444 nt
Organism: Mobula hypostoma (lesser devil ray)
Lineage: Eukaryota; Metazoa; Chordata; Chondrichthyes; Myliobatiformes; Myliobatidae
Product: G-protein coupled receptor 183-like
Exons: 2
Coding region: 157-1215 (352 amino acids)
Biological process (GO): G protein-coupled receptor signaling pathway
Cellular component (GO): membrane
Molecular function (GO): G protein-coupled receptor activity; oxysterol binding
Source: RefSeq, a predicted model, not a curated record